CUGGGUUACCUUGCGAGUGAACACUCCCAGUCGCACACUUGCACACUCUGCUCUCCUCUCCACCACCCAGCACCUUGCCAGUCAUCUCGAGCCCCACCCUCCGCCUAUCGAGGCCAUCUACGAACUGUGUGCCGGUACAUUGACUGAUUUUAUCUGGAACAGAUGUAUUACAACCUGAAAGCACUGAUCAAGGCCAUCAGGGCUACCAAGACUCUGGCCGAUGAACGAUCUGUUAUUCAAAAGGAGAGCGCUGCGAUUCGGACUAGUUUCAAGGAGGAGGAAACUGCCUACAGGUACAAUAAUGUAGCGAAAUUACUCUAUAUUCACAUGCUCGGUCAUCCGGCUCAUUUUGGUCAGAUAGAGUGUUUGAAACUGGUUGCCCAACCAAGGUUUGCGGAUAAACGGCUGGGCUACCUUGGUAUUAUGCUGCUCUUGGACGAAAGCCAGGAAGUGUUGACACUGGUGACCAAUAGUUUGAAAAAUGACAUGAACCAUUCCAACAUGUACAUUGUCGGUCUUGCGCUCUGUACGUUUGCCAACAUCAGCUCCGAAGAAAUGUCACGGGACUUAGUGAAUGAGGUGGAGAAACUGAUCGGAAGUAGCAAUACCUACAUUCGUAAGAAGGCCGCUCUUUGUGCCACCAGAAUCAUCAAAAAAGUGCCCGAAUUACUCGAUCAUUUCAUCACCAAAGCGACCUCGUUAUUGUCGGAUCGGAACCAUGGCGUCCUACUCUGCGGUGUUACGUUAGUCACCGAAAUGUGCGCACUAGAUCCAGAGGCCCUUCAGACUUUUCGAAAGGCAGUCCCCUUGUUGGUUCGGCAUCUGAAGGCACUCGUUACAACUGGCUAUUCACCUGAACACGAUGUAUCAGGUAUCACCGAUCCAUUCCUGCAGGUCAAAAUCCUACGACUUUUGAGGGUACUGGGCAAAGGAGACUCUCAUGCCAGUGAAACGAUGAAUGACAUUCUGGCCCAGGUUGCUACAAAUACUGAAGCAGCUAAGAAUGUUGGCAACUCAAUCUUGUAUGAAGCUGUACUCACCAUCUUGGAAAUCGAAGCUGAAUCUGGUCUACGAGUGAUGGCUAUCAACAUACUGGGGAAGUUUUUGGGCAAUAGAGAUAACAAUAUUCGUUACGUAGCUUUGAACACACUCAACAAGGUCGUCGGCAUAGACACAAACGCCGUCCAACGCCAUCGAACCAUCAUUCUUGACUGUCUGCGUGACGGUGACAUAUCCAUCCGACGACGAGCUCUAGAACUCUCAUAUGCGCUUGUCAAUGAACAAAAUGUCAGAGUCAUGAUCCGGGAACUCUUAGCCUUCCUUGAAGUUGCGGAUAAUGAGUUCAAACUCGGAAUGACUACUCAAAUCUGCCUUGCUGCCGAGCGAUUUGCACCCAACAAACGGUGGCAUAUUGAUACAAUGCUGAGAGUUCUAAAACUGGCUGGUAAUUACGUCAGAGAGGAAGUUUUGUCAGCGUUUGUUCGUCUAGUUUGUCACACCCCCGAGCUCCAAGCAUACACGACUCAAAAGCUUUACUUGGCACUGCGUCAAGACGUAUCUCAAGAAUCUUUAACAUUGGCCGGCCUAUGGGUGAUCGGAGAGUUUGGUGAAAUGAUGCUCAAAAGCCACGGGGGCGGUGUCGCAAUGGAAUCAGAAGAGGCCAUUCCAGAAGUUCACGAUACAGACAUCAUUGAAUUGAUUGAUCUUGUUCUACUUUCGCCCUAUCCCAAUCAAACAAUUAGACAGUUCUCAUUAACUGCAUUGGCAAAGCUAUCUUCACGACUCUCUCCAUCGUCUUAUGCGCAAUCAACCAUCACCCAAAUUCUUGCCAGGUUUACAUCCUCCGCCGAAUUAGAAAUCCAGCAACGGGCUGUUGAGUUCAGCCAGCUUUUGACAAUGCAUGAAAUCAAGACCGGUGUGUUGGAGAGGAUGCCGCCCCCCGAACUGAAGGCCUCGGUCAUGGGUACUGUUAGUGAAAAGCGAGCAGUCGGAUCUACCCGAGUUGACAAGGAUUCACUAGUUGAUUUGAUGGGAGACGAGAUUACCACUUCUCCAACCAGGGGCGAGGCGGCUGGAGGGGUAACCACUCAAACUACGCAAGAUUUAUUAGCCGACAUCUUUGGUGGAGCAGGUGACGUCACUUCACCAGUAGCUAGUCAGCCACCAAAGUCUUCAGUCAACGACAUCCUCGGAUUGUUUGGUGGCGAGUCUACACCGACAGCUCAGGCUCCUCCUUCAUCUUCAAUGUUUGGCGGUGAGCUUUUGGGAAGCGGGACCGCCGAACAACUCCCCGUGCUUCCAAGGAGUUACAUCGCAUACGACCAGAACGGAUUGCAGAUCUCUCUCGUGCCACAAAAGGCGCCCAACACCAAUAACAUCCUCGAUGUCACAGCCCAAUUCGUCGCUAAUGGGCUAGGCCCAAUACAAAACGUCGUCUUUCAAGCUGCUGUACCCAAGACGCAAAAAUUGAAAAUGUUGGCGAUAUCCAAUUCAGACAUCAGUCCUGGGAUCACAGAGACACAGCAACUCAAAAUCAUGUUCACCCCAGGUGCAACAAUUCGAUUGAGAUUGAGAAUAUCAUACACCAGCAAUGGAGAAGCCAAGCAAGACCAGACCGACUUUAGUUUCCCUGCUUCAGUGACUGCAUAAGCAAUAUAGAAAACAACACAUCUACAUACUUUUUUUUUCUUCUUCUUUUUCCGUAUUAUCUUUAUCUAUCGUAAGUUUGAUUGUAUCGCUUUGUAAAAAAAGAGGAUAUUUUUUUUGUUGGUUGGUUGGUUGAAUUUAAGCGCAAGUAUGAUCAAAAGAAAAGCUCAGAUUUCACUCAUGAAUAUGAAGAAUACCUAUGAAGAAGUUUGCCCUAUGUACUUCACUUUGUGUCUUUAUGUUCACCACAUCACUCACGGGGGCAGUAAAAUCAAAGUCUCAAUCAAGUACACCAACAGCUUUUGUUAAGGGGUUUCUCUCAUUUUGUGCAUCUUUAUUAUUUUGCUGCAAUCAUUGAGAAUAGGAAG
This is a messenger RNA of Puccinia graminis f. sp. tritici CRL 75-36-700-3, 3014 nucleotides long. Its product is annotated as AP-1 complex subunit gamma-1. Gene Ontology annotation, cellular component: membrane coat; AP-1 adaptor complex; Golgi apparatus. Gene Ontology annotation, molecular function: clathrin-cargo adaptor activity. The coding region runs from base 163 to 2649 and encodes 828 amino acids. Lineage: Eukaryota; Fungi; Basidiomycota; Pucciniomycetes; Pucciniales; Pucciniaceae. The record is from RefSeq and is a predicted model, not a curated record. Gene Ontology annotation, biological process: intracellular protein transport; Golgi to vacuole transport; receptor-mediated endocytosis. The transcript is spliced from 15 exons.